Molecule: messenger RNA, 4586 nt
Organism: Ruditapes philippinarum (Manila clam)
Lineage: Eukaryota; Metazoa; Mollusca; Bivalvia; Venerida; Veneridae
Exons: 8
Coding region: 480-1835 (451 amino acids)
Source: RefSeq, a predicted model, not a curated record
UAUUAUUGUUUGAAAAUUGUGUAAAGAUCACUUCUGCGUAAAUAUUAUGAUUAUUGUUUGAAAUUUUUUUUAAACUAAAUUUGAUACAAAAUAAAUUGUUAUUUUUUUAGGAGUUCAAUGUCUUUAUUAGAAUACAGUGACCAAUGCAGUAAAUGACCGUAUUGGUCAUUGACCGAUGUGUGUAACUUUAAAUAAAUUAUUUGAAUUGUGUGAACAGCAGGGAAUAAUUCAUAAAUUUUGUUAUUCUUUUUAUAUAAAGUUUAUAUAAAAUACACCAGAACGCAUUGUUUGAGUUGUUUACUUUAUAAAUUAUUACGAUCACAGAGAGUGCCGUUAAAAUAUUUUACCAGAACUGUUUUAGUAUGAGGAAACAAAGUGCUUGUAAAAAAAUUUCAUUUUCAAAUUUGGUUUACAUAAGAGAUUUCUUGAAGUAAAAAGAUACAAUUAAACUACAUAAAAUCUUACAUAAACUCAUUAACAUGGCAUUUGGAAAGAAAGCAAAUAUGAAAGGGUUACGUGUUCAGACUGAGAGACGGGACUCCCGGAGUUAUUUGUUGACUCCCGGACUGUCGAAAAGUCCGCCCCAUUUUGCUGUUUCUCCUUCCUACUCGUAUGCCGGAAACUGUAGUAGUUUGAAUAACUUUGGCAAUUCUAACAGAAAUAAUUAUGUUGGAAUGAAUCAUUCUUGGCAGACCAGUAGCUUUGGCAGCCUUGCCCCUUUGCUGCCAUCUAGAGAGCCCAGAGGGUGCCAGAGUAGCACCCCAGUGAAACUUUUCCAUGGUGUAGGUGACCUUGAAAAUAUUCACAUUGAUGGAAUGAAUCAGAACAAAAAUUACGAUUAUGCGGAUUACGGUCACCAAUAUGAAGAAUUACCAAAUAGAAAAAGUAUCGCUAAAUGUCCCAUGGACAAUGGAAUGGACUCGCGCUCAGAAUUCUAUCAGUCAUCAGGGGGAGCCACUGAUAUUGCCUCGGAAACAGACGACACUGCCAACAUCGUUAAUCAUCGUAGCGAUAAAAGGAAGCGUGUAAACCCCUUGUACGAUCAGAUGACCCAGUCCAUGCCAAGUAUCUACAACAAGACCAAGUCCAGUAACGACGGGGAACUGAGGAAGCAGGUCCGGUGUCUCAAGUGCGCCAUUAUUGUACUAUUUGUGCUCCUGUGUGCGGCCAUUGCUGUCAGCGUAUUUGCUGUUAUUACUUAUAAUCAAAGUAAACAUGAUCCAGAUCCUCUCCUAACACCCAAAGUACAGAAACUUACAAGUGAUUACACAAGAUUAGAAAAUUUGCUGAGUUCAUUUGACGAUGGUAAUGACACUAUGAAGAUACUGUCCGACCUCAUAGACAAAGUGAAAACUGUUGAAAGUUACUCAAAAACACAAAUAGAAGCUCUCAAUACCCAAUUAGCUUCAACACAACAUGGUGUCCUCGUAAACUUGCAAAAUAUUGAAGAUUUGAACACGAAUGUUACUGAUAAUAUCGCAUCACUCAAUAUGACGUUACAGUUACAACUUCAUAAUAUAUCGAAACAGGAAGGUCCUCAGGGACCACAGGGUGUAGCCAAUUUUUCCCAAUGUUCCUAUUAUAACCAUUCGAGCGAAGCUGUUGCAUCAGAUCGGUUCCCGUCAUACAGUAUCUGGCUACCUACAGAAGUAGAUCUUGACACAAACAUUGGAUUGUUCGCAUUUUGCUCAAUUGAAGGUGGUGAGGAAGAUCUUUUAGAAAUACACGCCAUUUCUCCUCAAAAAGUACAAUACAGGUGUCGCUGUACAGGUUAUAUUGGAGAAAGCAGACGGACAUGUACUGUGCAUGUUUUAAGAUGCCCUAGAUACAGUUAGCGUGUCAAGUGUCAGGAAUAUGCGAUACAUAUGUGUAAAUGAGACUAGUUCUAAGCAUAAUAUGAUAAAAAGUGCCACAUAAAUGUUCAAAUGUUUCGAGGGGUUUUCUUUGCAUUGGUGUUAAAGAAGUAUAUUUCAGGAACAAGGUGGCAUAUAGCAGAUAACAUUUUGGAUGUCAGAACUUUAGUUUUCUGUACAUGUACAUAGAAAGCGAUGUGAUAAAAACUUUCUUUACUUGCAAGUUUGUUUUCUAAAGGGAGAUAGAUACUGAUAAAAAAAAUUAUCAAGAAGAACUGAAGAUAUAGACUAGCUCUUCAUAUUUGAGUUAAUAAAGUACUUCUUAAGAGUAGCUCUUCAGUAUGGAAAACAUAAAAAAGAGUUCUUCAAAAAGAAGUUAGAAAAAAAUGUGAUUUUCUGCUAACAGGGUACCCAAUAAUGACACUUUUCAUUCCUAAAUUUAUUUAAGUGUGGAAAUUGAAAGAAAAAUGGGGUAAUAAAAUUGGCAUUUGAGAUUAUGAACAAAAAAAAGUGUGCUAUUUAGAGUGUUUUGUUUCUAUAAAUAGGCCUAGGGCAUUCUUGUAGUAAAAGUCAAGAUGAUAGAGCAUUUAGAGAUAUUGUGAUUCUACUAUUUCAGGCAUACUCUCAAUUAUUAUUCUUGCCUUAAUGGAUAUAUGAGCCGUGUCAUGACAAAACCAACAUAGUGGGUUUGCGACCAGCAUGGAUCCAGACCAGUCUGCGCAUCCGCGCAGUCUGAUCAGGAUCCAUGCUGUUCGCUUACAGACCCUAUAACAAGUAAAGAAACUGAUAGCGAACAGCAUGGAUCCUGAUCAGACUGCGCGGAUGCGCAGACUGGUCUGGAUCCAUGCUGGUCGCAAACCCACUAUGUUGGUUUUGUCAUGACGCGGCUCAUAUUUACAUUUUUCCCAUCUGCACAGGUGAUAAUUCACGGGUCCAAUUUUAUUUUGAAACUAUUAAUGCUAAAGAGAAGGCAUUGUACUGAUAACACUGUACAGUAACUGCAAAGUUGGUAAAAAUAACUACAUAUAUAUUUUCUAUAUAGUACAGAUGUUAUCCAGAACUAAGCAAAUGUGUUUUUUUCCCAUCUAAUCAGGGGUUACAAACUUCUGCAGAAUGUGUUUUUUCCCCAUCUAAUAUGAGGUUACAAACAAACUUUUACAGAAUGUGUUUUUUUCCCAUCUCUAACAAACAAACUUGUACAGUUACAACUUGGUAAAAAUGUAAAAAAUAUGCACAGCAUGUUUAUCACUCUAUUCUGAAGUCUAGUGCACCGUAAAGCUGCAGAGAUAAAUGUUUUUUGUACCCUCGGAUAAGAUUGGGAAAAACCCAAAUAUUUGUGAUUCUGGAAUAACUCUAUUUGAUAUAUCUGUAAAGAUUAACUAAUAAGCAGUAUGAAUGAUGGAGUUUAAAUGGGGAUUGACUUGUCUACAUACAUUUAUAUACAUUAUAUAAUUAUAUUCGUAUAAGUUGUACAUGAUGUUGUUACAUUUAGCAAAGCUAAAUAAUUGCCAUAUAUAUGUAUGUUUUGUUGCCGAAUCUAAUCUGUAAUUCUAAAUAACUGAUUUCAAAACUUUUUCACAUAGGCUUUUAAGUUUGAAAUCUAAAAACACUAAAAUUUCAAGACCUUUUCGUUAGAAAGAAAACUUUAUCCUGUAAGAAUUUUAAAUUAAAUUUAAUAUCAAUUGCAAUAUGUGAGGCACAUUUGGGUUAAUAUUGGCAUUUUUAAAGUUUUUUUAAAUUUCUAGAAUUUUUGAUAUUCUCUGUGAGUUGUAUUAAAAGUUGUCUUUGUACAUUUGAUAUUAGAUUAAACAGUACCUCUUCAAAGGGGCAUUAAACAUAUGAAUGUACGAACACUGUACAUUAAUUAAAUAGCAUGCAAACAAAUUAUCUAGUCGCUUUUGUGUUAGAUUGAUAUUAUUUUGAAAUUGAUACAUUACAUUACUACAACAAAUUUUUAAGCAGACGACAAGUUUUUAAUAUCAGAUUGGUUCCCAUAAUUUUCUUAAUAAUUGACUGGUUCCAAAAAUGUUAACCAUGCCAAAAACAUGUAACAUGCAUUAUUGUACUCCAGCAUAUGUCACUUAACGGGGAUUUUAUUACACAUUACCGGUAUACAUUACACAAUGAUUAUGUCAUAAGCUAUAUUAUUACACAAAAUAUAUUCGGAUUGAAUUAAAAAAAAUUGUCCAGAUGCGAAUAAUGAAAUGUUUAUUUUUUCGAACUUUACAGCAGAAGUACCUGAAUAAUGAGGAAUUUAUGAAAAUUUUAUUGAUAAUUUUUCUUUUUACAAACGGAAAAAUGUUUUACUUAUCCGGCUUUAAGUACAAAUAAUUAUAACCAUGUUUUAGUCUAUGAAAUGUUUAUAUAUAUUACUAGAUUGUUAUGAAACACUAUUUUAUUCUUAUCAUUCCAUUUUUAAACCAAGACAUUCAUCAAGAAAUUGUAUAAAUGUGUGAAAUUUUUUUUUAAAUAAUAAUCUAUUUAAAACUUGGGCAGAUAACUCUGUUUUUAUUGCCCUAGAUCAUGUAGGUGCUUAAAUGAUCUUUAUCAGUCUGAGACAUGAAAAUUCGUUAAAUAUUUUGAAUUUUCAUAAAUUUUGAUGAAUGUUCAUGUAUACAUGUAUGUUCAAUAUGUGACAUGUCAGUGUUUUAUAAUUUGUUCAUAAAUUUUGUUUUUUAUUUUAAUUUUAUAUAAAGUUUGGUCUUGUGCAAUUACAGAUGCUAUUUUUACCUA